UGGAAACAGCCUUUCACCUGCUCCGAGCCGCGCACACGCUCCUCUGCAACAUCUGCCACGUCGUCUCUGAUGGAGACAGAGGGACAGUGUAACGGAGUCUUAUUGGAUGUGGAGUGACAAGUAUACCCCCGUUUGGCGUCUCCCCAUGGACCAAACGAUCCUUUUUGGGGGAUCGCCAGACGUUUAAACGCGUUUAGUAUUUUGAACGUUUAAAAGCGGCGACUUUAGGCAGGCUUGGAAACUCCGUGCGGCGUGUGAGCUCCGUGUUUUAAUUGUACUACAAUGUCCCAGACCGUCUGCGUGGAAAACUUAAAGGCAUGCUGCAUAUUGAGGGCUGCGAACGCGCUGAGAGCGAGCUGAGACAGAUGGACACAAGCCCGACAACACACUGGAGACAUGAUGUAUUGCUGAAUGGGUGACAAACUCCCUGUCACCUCACAUACUCUGUGAAGUCCCCCUCCCAUCGCAUUGUACAGGACAGGGUCCCCCAGCAUAGUGGCAGUAAUGUACCAGGAGGUGGCCUUCCUGGCAGGCAGCACAGAGCACCAAUUCACAUCGUUUCGCUUCAACCGAGUGGAGAACCCGCAGGAGGUCACCUCCAAGAAGGGUUUGUUCUACAAGCGAGCCCAGCUCCUACUCCAGCCUCAGCCUCGCCAACAGGAUGGAGAUGAGAUCGGCCUGGCUGACGGGGCGGCCAUUAUUAAUGUGGGGGGGAUCAAGUACCGGAUCCCCUGGUCCACACUGGAAGAGUUCCCCCUGACACGGCUUGGUAAGCUGCGCAGCUGCAGCAACGAGGCUGAGAUCAUGGACGUGUGCGACGACUACGACGGCAGCCGCAACGAGUAUUUCUUCGACCGAAGUCCUUCAGCUUUCCGCACAAUUGUCACUUUCUUAGCGGCGGGGAAGCUGCGGCUGCUGAGGGAGAUGUGCGCCCUUUCCUUCCAGGAGGAGCUACUGUACUGGGGGGUGGAGGAGAACAACCUGGAUUGGUGCUGCCUCAGGAAGCUGCGGCUCAGGCAGGAAGAGUACAAGGAACAGCAGAGGCUAGAGGAGGAGGAUGCAGAGCUCACCUCACCGCAGUCCUGCGAGGAGAGCCAGCAGCCUCCCGGAGUGGGGGCGCAGGAAGAGACCAAUACAGGGGGCUGCAUGCGAAGACUUAGGGACAUGGUAGAGAACCCCCACUCUGGCCUGCCAGGGAAGAUCUUCGCCUGUCUGUCAGUGAUAUUUGUUGCCAUCACCGCUGUGACGCUGUGUGUCAGCACCAUGCCAGACCUCAGAGAGGAGGAGGAGAGGGGUGAGUGCUCCCAGAGGUGCUAUAACAUCUUUGUGCUGGAGACGGUAUGUGUUGCCUGGUUCUCCCUGGAGUUCCUGCUGCGCUUCAUUCAGACACAGAGCAAGUGUAUGUUCCUGCGAACGCCUCUGAACGUCAUUGACGUGGUGGCCAUCCUUCCCUACUACAUCACCCUCAUUGUGGACUCGCUGUCAGUGGGAGGGAAACCUGCAGGCUCAGGGAACAACUACCUGGAGAAGGUGGGGUUAGUUCUCAGAGUCCUGCGAGCUCUACGGAUCUUUUACGUGAUGAGGUUGGCCCGCCAUUCGUUAGGGCUUCAGACACUUGGCCUGACAGUGAGGAGGUGCACACGUGAGUUCGGCCUGUUGCUGCUGUUCCUUUGCGUGGCCAUGGCUCUUUUCUCCCCACUGGUGUUCCUAGCCGAGAGUGAGAUGGGCGCCAAGCAGGAGUUCACUAGCAUCCCUGGGAGCUACUGGUGGGCCGUCAUCUCCAUGACCACAGUCGGCUACGGAGACAUGGUGCCCAGAAGCAUCCCCGGUCAGGUGGUGGCGCUCAGCAGCAUCCUGAGCGGCAUCCUCCUCAUGGCCUUCCCCGUCACGUCAAUCUUUCACACCUUCUCUCGCUCCUACUUGGAGCUGAAGGAGGAACAGAGCCGGGCGCUGAGGCAGAAGCCGGACUCGCAGGACAGCACCAAGUCCCAGAACAGCGAAGACUCUCAGGAGACGGAUAGCUACCACGGCAUCACGGAGGCCAUAGCCUCAUCCGUGCAGCGGAGGAAGUCCAUGGCUGUUCAGAGGGCUGCUGAGAUUAGAGCGUCCAUGCAAACUUAGCUUGCCCCGUCUGUCUGUCUGUCUGUGUUCAAGUGGCAGCCCAGGAGGCCGUGACCCAGCGCUGGGACUUCAAAGUUGACAAGCUGCAGGAUUGUGAGAAGGGAGGAGAUUUUCUUUUCUGGAGCUUGAGGUCUCGGCUUUGAUCGUGUGAAGCGCUUGUGCACCAGAGUGUAUCUGAGUUUCUUAAGUUUUACAGAGGCGGUGCAGGGCUGCUUUUUCUUCACAAAUUUGACUUAAAAGAUGGGCAACAGAACAGUAUUCACGAUUAAACAACUGAAUUAAAAUGAUUUUAAAAAAGGGACUGAGACACUAGUCUCAUUGACUGUGAUUCAGACUUGAGAUAAGUCUGUGCAAAAGGGAAAUCUAAAAACCAAAACAUCACACGUUGUUUGCAGACCUCAGACUAAUAAUUAAUGUUUCUCAUGUAGCUGCUUUUGAGAGGAUUGUCUGAAAUAAAGCUGUUUGUUGAGAUGUCAGACAUGUAGUUUAUUAAUGAUGCAAUAUUAUCUCUGUUCAUUCUGUAUUGUAUUUGUACCAAAUAACUUACUGUACCUGGGACUCUGUUAUAUAAGGUUCACACAUGUAUUAUAUGAGAUAUGUCAGCACACUUAUUUGCAAUGAAUCAGAGCUAAUUAAUCUCCAACAUAAUAACACAAACUAAUUUAUCUGUCAAAGGGCUAUAGUCGGUUGGGACGUUUUGCUCAGUGGCAAAUGACAAGAGGAUUGGUGCCACACUCAUUAGAUAGCUCUGUCUGGAGCACAUGCUGAGGCUUUAAGAGAAUAAUUAUCCAUACAGGGAAAUACGCUUAUUCAAUUUCAUGCCAGGAGUUAGAAGAGAAGAUGGAUUUCACUCUUACAUUUGUACAUGGAAUAUGAGCUACAGCCAGCAGGUGUUUAGCUUAGCUUGGCAUUAGCACUGGA
Messenger RNA from Morone saxatilis (striped sea-bass), 3042 nucleotides. RefSeq names its product potassium voltage-gated channel, subfamily G, member 2 (gene kcng2). Lineage: Eukaryota; Metazoa; Chordata; Actinopteri; Moronidae. The transcript has 3 exons. Bases 505 to 2121 code for a protein of 538 amino acids. Gene Ontology annotation, cellular component: voltage-gated potassium channel complex; membrane. Gene Ontology annotation, biological process: potassium ion transmembrane transport; protein homooligomerization. Gene Ontology annotation, molecular function: voltage-gated potassium channel activity. The record is from RefSeq and is a predicted model, not a curated record.